UAGCUUAUGACCGACGUUAAUCAUUGUUUUUCUUUGCCUCAAACACACUGGUAAUUGUGGGCUCUUGUUUGGCCCACAUUUCACAUGGCCUUGUUUUCUGAGUUUUUGUCACUCUAGUAUUCUCCUCCAUAUUUUCAAAAAAAAGUAUUCUCCUCCUCCAUAAAUACCUCCCCACCCUUCUCCAAAUUUCCAUCAACUCAGACCAAAACCACCUUCUUCUUCACAACUCUGAUCUCUCUCGAGCUAUCUUCUUCUUUCUCUGUCUAGCCAACCAGCUGAGUUAUAUACCUAGUUAUUUUUUAUAAGAGAGUUAUAUACCUAGUUAAUUACCUACUUCUGCUUACUACUCUCUCAUGGCGAUCAUCAAGAAGUCAUUAUCGAACAAAGCACUGCUGCUGCCACAAACGACUGCCCUGAAGCAAAUUCUGAAGAGGUGCUCGAGUUUCGGGAAGAAGAACAAUGUCUACAAUGAAAGUGGUCUACCCGAUGAUGUUCCCAAAGGGCAUUUCGCUGUGUACGUAGGCGAAAACAGAAGCCGAUAUAUAAUCCCGAUAUCGUGGUUGGGGCAUCCUGAGUUUCAGAGCCUGCUGCAGAGGGCUGAGGAGGAGUACGGGUUUAACCAUGACAUGGGUUUGACGAUUCCUUGCGAGGAAGUCGUCUUUCGCUCCUUGAUAGACCAGUAUUGCUGAGGUUGUUAUCUGUAGGUUGUUAUCUGUGGCAUGCAGCAAUGGUGGCUCUGACCUUACGUGAGUGAGGGUGAUUAACUUGUUCAGUGCUAGUGAUUGAUUGUAUAUGAGCAUGUAAGGAGGUAGGGUACUUUUUCAGUUUUUCUCAA
Molecule: messenger RNA, 835 nt
Organism: Fragaria vesca subsp. vesca
Lineage: Eukaryota; Viridiplantae; Streptophyta; Magnoliopsida; Rosales; Rosaceae
Product: auxin-induced protein 15A-like
Exons: 1
Coding region: 354-689 (111 amino acids)
Biological process (GO): response to auxin
Source: RefSeq, a predicted model, not a curated record